Molecule: messenger RNA, 401 nt
Organism: Arachis ipaensis
Lineage: Eukaryota; Viridiplantae; Streptophyta; Magnoliopsida; Fabales; Fabaceae
Source: RefSeq, a predicted model, not a curated record
AUGUGGACUCUCGCGUCACACGAGCUCCCUCCGUCUCCCUCAUCGCGUUUGCUCCCUUCGUUGCCAUCGUCGUACGAGUUCUCUCCACUGUGCUCUUGUCUUACGAGCUCCUUCUGCGUCGCUCUCGUCGCUGCUUCUUCUCUCCUCGCUGGAAGUUUGUCAUCAUCUCUUCUCGUCGCCGUUAGUUCAGGAGAAGGUUACGAACUUGUACAAAUCCAGAGGAAGAAGAGGAUCCUGAAGCAGAGGUUGAAGGUUCCACCAGCUUUGAACCAGUUCACCAAGACCCUUGACAAGAACCUAGGCAGGAGGUCUUGUUUUUAGAUAAUGAGAUUGCCUUCAAUGAGGCUAUCAUUGAAGAAAGAGAGCAAGGCAUUAAAGAAAUUCAGCAACAAAUUGGUGAA